Chaetomium fimeti is the source of this 876-nucleotide messenger RNA. RefSeq lists its product as uncharacterized. The transcript is spliced from 2 exons. Lineage: Eukaryota; Fungi; Ascomycota; Sordariomycetes; Sordariales; Chaetomiaceae. The record is from RefSeq and is a predicted model, not a curated record. The coding region runs from base 1 to 876 and encodes 291 amino acids.
AUGAGUAGUGAUAACGAGACGGAGCCGCCUGCGUGGGGUGCCCUCCCCGUCGAGCAGUACCUAAUUCGCAAAUGGGACCCCUCGUCCGAGCUCAGCCCCGACGAGCAACGCGCCGCACUGGUGGCGGACUACAUCAACGAAGAUGUGCUGGACUCGGACCUAUUGGCGUCGCCGCCGUCGCGCUUGCCCACGGAAACCGAGAUCGCCGAGAUCCUGGAACCGUGGCGGCCACAGAAGCUGCGCCGCAUUGCCGCCGUCUACCUCGUCGAGAACAGCGCUAUUUACACAUGGUGCUUUCUCAGAACCUACUACGGCGGUGGCGCUGCUGACGACGCUAAACUCCGGGGCUGGCUGGACCUGGACGAAUGCGAGAGCGCCGGUAUCAACCCCGAGGACGAGUGGCACGCCGUGUUGGACGACCCGGGGCUGUUCGAUGUGGGUGAUGACUGGCAACAGGUGUACGCGGUGCUGCCCGAGCUGGCAGCGCGGGAGUCGGAUCGCCGCUUCACCGACGAGCUUGUUGAGGAAGCUCGGGAUUGGGCGACGUCGCACAAGCAGCCUGGCGAGGAGGUCGAUGAUGAGGAAUAUGGGGAUUGCAUCAUGCGGCUCGCGACCAUACGCUCGGCGUGGCUGCUUGUGUUGGACAAAGAGGCGUUUGAGACGGGGGAGCUGGGACUGAUUCUGCGGGACGCGAAGGGAAUCCCAGUCAAGGAGACGACCAUCAAGCCCGAGAACCUGGAUUAUUAUUAUGUAUUAUCUGCUAUCAAGGGUAUGAUAACCGAGACGGAAUAUUGGAUCGGGGUUGAAGUGGGAGAGAAGUACCGGACCCACGGCGAGAUCAUGCGCCAGCUGUUGCCGAGGGUGAAGGGGGAGUAG